UGAAAUUGAAAUUAUAAAUUCGAUAAAAUGAUAAAACCGAUGAAGUGAUAAAACUGAUUAAUUGAUAAAACCGAUGGCCCUCACAGUGCCCCACACUGAAGUUCAGAAUAUUUCAACGUUAAAUUUUGCAUUUAAGUUAAUGCCACCCCACAAUUAUAUCUCAAUAUUUAAAGAAAAAAAAACCUCCAUGGCCGAUUAGCUUCCAGUAAACCAAACCCUUUAAAAUCAUUGCUGCUCAGCAUCACAAGCGCAGCACUAAACCCAGCUGCCCAAACACCUCUACUUCAAAAGUUGUGCAAAUUACCAACAAAAUAAUCACCCCCCGCUCGUGUGAGCCGAUCCCCAGCACCAGCAGCUCUCCAAAUUUCCACUGAUCCCCUAGAAACGCAGGCAGGUGCAGGGAGUUGCUGUCCCUGCUGGCCCUGAAGCUGUGGGGCUGUGGGGCCGCGGCUCCUGGCGCCGGUCGUGUCGCAGUCUCUAAUCUCUGCUGUUGCAUGUCCUGGGCAGGCAAGCGUGGGCGACGCAGCAGUGCAGGAUCGCUAGACAGCAAUAUGGAAGGGUCCAUCAUUAGCAGUCCUCACAUGCGCCGAAGAGCUACAUCAACCCGAGAGUGUCCAUCUCGCCCUCACCAGACUAUGCCCAACUCCUCCUCACUCCUAGGGUCCCUGUUCGGUAGCAAGAGGGGCAAGCCCCCCUCGCAGAGCCACGCGGCCGCGCAGACCCCGCACCACGCGGAGGGCGCGGCCGCCGCGCCGCACCCGCACCACGCGCAGUUCUGCCACCAGAACCCGCCGCCCUACCACCACCACUACCACUACCACCCGCCCCUGCACCCGCACCCGCACCCGCACCAGUACCACCAGCACGGGCACGGCCACGGGCACGGCCCCUACCUGCCGCACGCCCCGCACCACGGCCCGCACCACGGCCCGCACCACCACGGGCCGCCCCCGCCGCCCGCCGCCGCCAGCACCAAGCCCAAACACAGCGGCAUCAGCACCAUAGUCUAGGCCUAA
Molecule: messenger RNA, 1016 nt
Organism: Passer domesticus (house sparrow)
Lineage: Eukaryota; Metazoa; Chordata; Aves; Passeriformes; Passeridae
Product: histidine-rich glycoprotein-like
Exons: 2
Coding region: 495-1010 (171 amino acids)
Source: RefSeq, a predicted model, not a curated record